Molecule: messenger RNA, 1418 nt
Organism: Eruca vesicaria subsp. sativa (arugula)
Lineage: Eukaryota; Viridiplantae; Streptophyta; Magnoliopsida; Brassicales; Brassicaceae
Source: the annotation of a GenBank genome assembly
GUCGGAAGUGUGAUGAAGCUGCGGAAAACGACGAAGGCUAACGUGAAAGCCACAAACUGACUCAGCCAUUCACACACACACCCUCUCGUUCUCUCAUCACAGUUCCCAUUACAUUUCGAAAAUGCAAACCCUAACGCUCCUCGUCUCCUCCGUCGUGGUUCUAAUCAUGAGAGCCGCCGCGUUGGGAGGAAACACCAACAAUGUUUACUCGCCUUGCUCCGACACCAGAAUCCAGAGAUCCGACGGAUUCACAUUCGGAAUCGCCUUCUCCUCGCGUCCUUCUUUCUUCCUGAACCAGACGGCUCUUCUCUCUCCAUGCGACCGUCGACUAACCCUGGCGGCCAUGAACUCUCAGCUCUCUGUUUUCCGUCCUAAGGUGGACGAGAUCUCUCUUCUCUCCAUCAACACCUCUUCGUUCUUCCCGGACAACUAUGGUGGAUAUAUGGUGGCUUUCGCUGGUCGGAAAUAUGCGGCUAGGUCUCCUCCGGCUUUUAUUGCUAACUCCACCUACACCGUUACCAGUUUUACUUUGGUGAUGGAGUUUCAGAAAGGUAGGCUUCAAAACCUCUUCUGGAAGAGAGACGGGUGUGCGUCCUGCAAGGGGAACUCAAACUUUGUGUGCCUCAACAAGCAAGAUUGUGCUAUCAGAACACCCCGCUGCAAAGGCCGAGGAGGUACUGUGGACUGCAGUCUCGGUAUCCAGCUUGCUUUUUCCGGCACUGACAAGCACUUGGCCGUUCUUAACUCGUGGUAUGAAGUCGAGAACAUGAAGCAGUAUUCUCUUUACGGUCUUUAUUCCAACCUCAAGAGCUCGCUUACCAGUCAGUUCAACAAUUUCUUCUAAACCUUCUUCUUUUUAAAACCUAAUUUGCAGAAUUGGUUAUGGUAUGAACCGUUAUAUCCUUAUCUCAGUCAGUUCGAACUGAAUCCCACUUACAAAACCAUUUUUCUUGCAUAUCAAUCAGGUUCAUGAAAAUUUGUGUGUUUGUAAAAUAAUUUUCAAAAUCCAAAACCAAACUAUUAUUUCUUGAAAAGGAAAAGGUUUAACAGCAUUAAUAACAAAACCAAUGUCGGGUUCAGCUUUAAUAAUGACACCGGUGGUUUAUCAAAUCUAAACCGAUUGUGUUUUCUGCAAAUUGAAGCUCAACUCAGAUAUGGAAAAGCAAGAGAGAGAGAUGCAUUCAAAUUAAAUGUGUGUUUUUGGUCCUGUGGGAUUACAUGAUUCCUAUGACAACAUUUUUCUAUUCUCAACAUAUCUUAUAACAGCUUCUUCAAGGGGCCUCAUCUUGUGGCGUGUAUAUAUAUAUAUAUAUAUACUGAAUCAAGACACUGAAUGGGAGAAUAUGUGCUUCUCUUGAUUUUGGCUAUGAUGAUGAGGCAAGGUUGGUGACACCAAAGUAAAGAGUCUUCUGGUUGAA